AUGGCGUUGUGUCCCACGGGUGUGCCCACCCUGUAUGUAGUCGUGUGGGAGUGGGAGAAUCGACCUAAUCGUUGGCGUCCCUACACACCCGAAGUGACCCAACUUUUGGAACGAGCUCAUCAGAAGAAGUUGAACAAGAUCUACUUGAAGGACGCCGACCCUCUACUGUCAGAUUACUACAUUAACAUGACCCUAUUUGAGCAAUACUGCGAACCCACGGGUGCCCGAUAUACGGUUCGUCGGGAGUUCUACACGAGCACGUCACCGGCGGGAAAAGGCGCCAAAUGGGAAUGGGGCGGAGAUACCACGUCCGAUUGGCACAUCUACGACAUGGAAGUCCAAGUAGUGAUUGAAGAGGCUUGGGCACGAGGUGACCAGACUAUAGAUAUCUCGAAACAUUUCCCGGGAUGUCCGUAUAUCAUGAACUUUUGCAAUUUAACCCAAGUGAGAGCCAACACGGGCGUGGUUCGACCCAUCCGCCGAGUGCCGCAGCCUUCGUAUCCAAUGGUGAAGCUGACUCAAGCUGAAAUCGCGUCCAUGAUCCACCGAAAAGAGGAACGCCGGAAAGAUAUGCUGGCUGAAAUGGAGCGAAGGAACAAUCACAAUAAUCCGUCCAAGAAGAAGCGAGCCAAAGACAUCCUGGCCACGGAAAAGGGCAAGAAGGCCGUGAAGAACCUCAUGAACACGAUCUUUCACAAGGAUUCCUCCAAGCACGACAAGGAUCGCAAUAGUAAAGGUCAUGGCAUUGAGAACGGGAUCCGACGCAAGUCCAUGUCCUCAAGCAUGCCCUUGUCUAAAUCGCCAGCCCGAUCAGCUCUCUCGGCAUCCAGUCACAAUUUGUCCCGAUUUCCCGGCGACCGUUCCCCAACUUUCUUACAUCCAGGCACGAUCAACCCCACCCAUUAUCGACAGCAUAGUGCGUCUUCGCCGCCUCGACGGUCAGUGAUUGGACACCCAUCGGCCUCGUCAGAGUUCAAUUAUCCCGUGGUGGGGCGUAGAACCUCGGGAAGGCCCGGUGGGAGCCAAUAUUCAGGUCAACACGCCUAUCAAUACCGCCGGAUCCAGGAUUCUUCUUUCUCUUCAUUCUCCGACAACGGAAGUAGUUCCAUUGUCCGACGGCCUUCGGUGGACACCAUAUCCACUUAUUUGAGUCAUGAGUCAGCUUACCAUCCGUCUUACCGGGGCUCGAACAGCGUGAUGGGUCGAAUGUCACACAGGAACUCUUUCUAUGGCGGAUCCUUGGGCUCUCAGGAGCUCUUGGACAUCUACGGGGAUGAGGAUAGCGUCUUCACGGACGAUAGUUACUCCCUUCGCCUGGGUGAUAGUGUGUCCGUGUUCAACAAUGAAGGACGUACAGCCAUGAAUGGGGCUAGACCCAAAAUUCGAAACGCCCUGCCUCCGAUGAGAGGAGCCCAAGUCCCAGCACGACAUCGCGUCCUCAGUGAUCCUUCUCUGGCUCAUCACGGAAAGCUUCCCUCUCCACCUCCUUUCCACCGAUCUCAAACUGACCAAGCGUUUCGUCAUAGUGUUCAUGGGACGAUGAUGGAUCAUGAUGUGCCUGACGAAGACGAUGAUGAUGACGACGUUGUUGAUGACGAUGAGGAGGAAGAGGAAGAGGAUGACAGUGAUCUGUACGUGAACCAAAGUGCUAUACAGACUUCAUUACAAAAUGGCUCUCGAUAUGCUCACCGAUACGAGUAUAUCGGAGAGGCGAGUCCGCCUGGACGAUGGGUCCAACCUUUCCAAGGCCCGGCCACAUCCUCGCAAUUAUCCUUAAAUCAGGGCGGCAGUCGUCGAUCUCUGUUCCAAAGCCAGAAUUCAAUCUUCGGUUCCCAAAGUCAGAGUCGAGACCACUCGUUCUUAAGCGAUCAUCAAUCCUUGUGUCUAAGUCAGAACUCCUUAGGGGCUCACUCCCGAAACCCGAGUGUGUUGUCCCAUAGCAGUGUCCCCAAUUCUCCGUGCAAGAAUGGCACGAUCAAGAAGCGACCCGUUCCAACCCCUAGAACCAUUUUGAAUACCUCCUCAUCCACAAUAUCCCAGUCUCAGACCUCCAAUGGGGACGAGUGUCUAUCCAUGAGCUCGUCUCAAGCCAACGAGACUCACGGGUCCAGCAAGUAUUCGCCCAUCGAUCGGUUGAUUCUGAAAUACGCCCAGUUUGUCAUAGAUCCCAAUGAUCCUUCCGAGGCGUGUCACCUCUGUUCCGUGUCAUUGGAAUUGCCGUCUCCUUGUCAUGAAACGGACCGAUCGGUGGUCUGUCUCACCUUAUGCCAUCACAAGUUCCAUCUUUCGUGUUUGAAGUCUCUGAUCGAGAAUCAAGUGGGUGGAACCACUUACAUCGAAUGUCCUAGUUGUCAUAACGUGGCGGGAGAGCGAUGGGGUUCGAUGCCUGUCAAUGGCACCAUGACCUAUAAGAUCGUGCCGAAAGGUCUACCGGGGUUCGAGGACUACCAUAGCAUACAGAUCACAUACAAUUUCCAGAACGGUAUUCAAGGCCAAGAUCAGCCAGCACCUGGACAGCCCUUCUACGCCAUCGGUUUCCCGAGAAUCGCUUUCUUGCCAGAUACGGAGAAGGGUCGAAGAAUCCUGAAGUUCCUGGAGACAGCCUUCAAUCAUCAGUUGACCUUCACCAUCUCCAAGAACAGAGGGCCCCAUGGGCGUGUGGGACAGCCCGAUUUGCUCGUCUGGAACGAGGCCAUUGAGCACAAGACCGACUUUGGUCCGAGCGACAAAGAUAACUCAUUUCCCGAUCCCGAGUAUUUGGAUCGAGUCUUGUUACAACUGUCCCAUCUAGGCAUUAUUGACACCGAGCACGACGUGUGAUAUAAACGACGAGAUGAAUUAGUAUAAAAAAAAAGAA
Tigriopus californicus is the source of this 2857-nucleotide messenger RNA. RefSeq names its product protein deltex-like. NCBI's taxonomy places the organism in Eukaryota, Metazoa, Arthropoda, Copepoda, Harpacticoida, Harpacticidae. Gene Ontology annotation, cellular component: nucleoplasm. Gene Ontology annotation, molecular function: ubiquitin protein ligase activity; zinc ion binding. The coding region runs from base 1 to 2820 and encodes 939 amino acids. The transcript has a single exon. Gene Ontology annotation, biological process: Notch signaling pathway; protein ubiquitination. The record is from RefSeq and is a predicted model, not a curated record.